AUGGCUAAUUGGACAGUAGAUCAAGUUAGUACUUGGUUACAAACCAACGAUUUUGAGAAAUACAUUCAAAAUUUUAAAGAUAACGAUAUUGAUGGUGCAGCUAUGAGAGGUUUAGAAGAUGAUGAUAUUUUAAAAUUAUUAUCGAUAUUAAAUCAAGAUGGAACGAUUAAAAAUCCUACAAAGAGAACACAACGUGAAUUUAAAAGAAUAUUAGAAGAGUAUCAAGAAGUAGUCAAAGAAGAAAAAAAGAGGAAGAGACGAAACAAUUCAAAAACACGCAGAGAACCUGAUAGAAAUUUAAAUAAUAAUGAAAAUAAUUUAUUAUCUGUACUUUUAAAAAAAACAGUUCCCAUACCCAAUGAUCCUGAAACAUAUUCCACAAUUUACAUCGUUGAUUCAAAGAAUAUUAGUUCAAAAUUUUUCAAAAACCAAUCUAUUUGCUCCGUGCUAACAAAAUAUAUUCUAAAUAAAUACAACGUACAAUGUCAUACACCAACGGCAAAUCAAUACGAAACCAAAGAUGCUUUAGAAAUAAAACUAUCAGGUAUAAAGGAUAACGUUAAAAAUGCUCGAAAUGAUCUUCAAUCAUUAUUCGAAACAAUUAGAACAAAAAUUUUCAAUCAUGAAGAGAUCGAUAAAAAAGUUAUGAGAUGGUCAAAACAUAUUUAUUCCGAUUCAGCUCUUGUUGUUUUACAGAAAAUAUUUUCUGAUAAGAAAAAAUUAACUGUUUGGGAAAAGACUAAUAUUUUAUCAGGAUAUUACAUAGUUCAUUAUGUUAGUGGAAAACAUAAACUCAGUGUUUCAGAAGACUUUAUUAAUCGAACAAUUAACAAUGAGAUAUCUUUCGUUCGAGAUAUAAUUAUACCUCAUGUAAAUAAUAUUCAACCGAACUUUCGAAAAGAAAUCGAGGAGUUUAUUAAUAAUAAAAAACAACAACAACGACAAUUUCAAACAAUGGCUAUUAUUCAUUAUCCAUAUUAUUCUCAAAUGGAAAUGAAAAUUAAUUUGUUUGGAUUAAGAAAUCAAGUUGAAAUUGCACGAAGACAAAUCAAACAAUUGAUUAAUAAACAUCAUCUGAGAACAACAAAAAUCGGACUUAAUUUAACACAACGUGAAUAUCUGUUAGACAAUUAUGUUCAUGAAUUGAAGAAAAUAGAAUUAGAUUACAAAAAUGAUAAUAUUAAAAUUCAAAUUCGUGAAGAUUCAAUUAUUGCACCACAGUAUUUAACUAUGAAAAUAAAACAAUUAAUUCAAUCCAUGAUUUCCAAUACCAGUACAUUAAACUUCCGGUAUAUAGAAAAUGCGAUUACAUUAACUGAAGAAAAUCAUUUACAAUUAAAAGUUCUUGCGCAAACUUAUAAUUGUGAACUUGAUCGAAUCGAUAUAAGCACAAGAGAAGAACCGAUCUUACUACCUAACGGAAAAAAUGUAUCGGCAUCAACAAAUAUCAUGAAUGAAUCAGAAGACUUUUACUCCUCAUUAUUCAUAUUCAGACAACUUUUCAUAGCAACGAAUACUAUUGAAAUUCAUAAAUCAGAUGAUGAAACAUUCGAUAUCAAUAUUAUAUCAACAAAUGAAGAUGCGAUCAAAGAAAAGAUCGAUUCACAAUAUGGAAAUGAUUAUUUUGAAUCAGAUACUGAAAUUUUCAAUCAAAUUGACACACUUGAUCCAGAUACUAUUAAAACGAUUGCAUUUUCUACAACUAAUUGGGAAAAAUAUAAUGAUAAUGUUAAACAAUUAGUCGAAGAAUUUUUAAAUGAAAUGAAAUAUCAACUUGAAACUGAGAAAUUCUCAAAUCGUUCUUGGAAAAUAUUCUUCAUUUUUCAUGAUGAACAAAAAGAUCUUUGCAAUGUGUUUUCUCAAACUAUUUUAGCAUUACAAAUGAAAAUGGAUGAUUAUGAACAAUUCUUUUAUCCAAUAUCGACGACUUCAAUAAUAUUGAAAACAUCUGGAAACUCGAAUGUCUUAAAAUGUGAAAAUGCAAUCCGUGAUUAUAUGAAAAAGAAUGUCCUGACAACAGUCAAAUUGCAUUGUCCAUUCAAUUCUGAACUAUGGAAUCAAUAUACGAUUAAUACAUAUUAUAAGUACUGUCUCAAAAAAUAUGUAUUACCUCAUUUUUAUCGAAUUGAUGAACAAGAAAAUCAACAACAACAAUAUUUGGAUUUAAUUGGACCAAUAUCUGCUGUUCAGAUAGUAAAACAAAAAUAUGAAAUGAUGUCAGAAAUUGAACGACAGAAAAGAUUAGUUCAUACACAACCACCUGAACCUAUUGAAAAAGUACAUUCAUCGCGAACUAAAGGAUCUAAGAAGGGUGCUGUGUCUUAUAAUAUUAUACUUAAUUGUUGUUCUAAUGAUCAAGAGCUAAUAGAACAUUUUUCUAAUCGUUUAAUUGAUGAAGGUUAUCAAGUAUUGAUUGAUUACAAUGAUAUUAUACAUUCGAAUAUCACAUCAGAAAUUAAUAAAACAGAUUUGAUUGUUGUUUGUUUUAGUUUUAAUUAUUCAGAAAACGGUAAUUGUAUGAGAAAUAUAGUCUCUAUUAAAAAAUCUACAAAAAAAUUUGUACCAAUAUUCUUAAUAACAAAUGCUUUAAAUGAACAAAAUAAUUGGCUUCAAAUAACAAAUACUCAAGAAUCAUUCUAUGAAAAAUUUGAAGAAGAAAUAAAAUUCAAAUUAGAUGAAAAUUUUGAUUUAAAUUAUGAUAAACUAUUGCUUGAAUUGCUUCGUUAUACCAAACCGGGAGCACUUGGUCAAACUUAUCCAAUAUCAAACAAUAUCGUGAACAAAGAAGAAAAACCAGAAGAAAAUACUAAUCAGAAAAACAGGAUUUCUGAUUUUACACCAGAACAAAUUCUUAAAAAAGAAUGUAUUUAUAAAGAAUAUAUUGAACAACUCUUAGAAAAAAAUAAAAUUCCAGAAAAUGAAUUAAUCGAUAUAAAUAAAUCGUUGACUCGUGUUCUUAAUUAUUAUAAUAGCAGAGAUCGUUCAGCAUCAGAAGAAGGAGAACAUGAAACAGAAGAAUCUAUUCAAGAUGUAAAUCAAGAUGAUGAAGAACAGGAACAAAAUCAGGACGAGAGUGAACAAGAAGAAAUAAAUAGUGUUAAUAUUUACGACAAUAACAUUUUACAUGAGUAUUUGCGUGCAUUUUUAUCAAGUCUACAAUGUUGGAUGGAUAAAGCAUUGAAUGGUCCUGUUAUCAAAGGUAAUCUACCACCAUUUACUGUAACUGGAGAUUUUAAUGAUGCUAUAUUUUCAACGUCUAUCAUUGAUAAAGCUCCAUGGUGGGAAGCAACUGCAAAUCUAUAUAAGUUUGAUCAUUCUUUGUCUCCAUUUGAGGUAAUUUCUCCAGAUCUAAUUAUUGGCUCGUGGUGUAAUUAUGAUGAAGCACAUCAUUUUUUUCAAAAAUUUAUUGAUAAAGAUAUUAAAUUUCGAGACGAAAGGCUGAAACAACGUUUCGAAGAGAAUGAACAUAAGGAUGAAGAAAAUCAAAGUUCAAAUGAGCAAGAAGCAGAACAAUCAACUAUUAAUUCACAUUCAUAUUUUAAAACAACUAUUAAAAAAGGCACUGUUGCUUGGGAUAUUACUGAAAAUAGACAAGUUUUAAAAGAAUAUGAACGCAGACAAAAUGGAGAAAAAAGAAGAAAAUUAGAUGGGAAUACUACUGGUUGGCAAUGUUUAAUGGAUCGAUCAGUUCAACUAAUAUCAGAUCUUAAAGAAGGUAAAAUUAAUAUGCAAUCAAACGAAAUACAAGGACGAAUUGGAAAUGAACUUAAAACAAGAGAAGCAAUACGAAGACGAAAUGAAUUAGAUGAUCCAAAUUAUAGAAAUUGGAAAGACAAAGGCUUUGAAUCAACCCGAAAAUUUAUUCGAUUGAAAAUUAGAAAUACAAUUAAAUGGCAAAAGUUUUGUGCUGAAUAUGAAAAUAACAAAUCAUUAAUAACAAAGUAA
Molecule: messenger RNA, 3945 nt
Organism: Adineta steineri
Lineage: Eukaryota; Metazoa; Rotifera; Eurotatoria; Adinetida; Adinetidae
Source: the annotation of a GenBank genome assembly